ACUCUUUUUCUUAGCCCCCAAAUACAUUAAGAACUUAGCUAUUUAUAUGUGUCAUACAAUAUCCUUAACCCUCAACUUUACUGUUAAAAAGUAAAAAAACAAAUCUUUCUGCCCAGACGAAACAUAGGCAGGCGGUCCUCCGCCGGAAAGAUCCUGCCUGGAACCACCCGCCGCCUCCCAACUCACGGGCCGCGUCCUGCUCGGCCGGAUCCGCCGUACUGUUCGUCCAAAAAGCUAACUUUUUUUUAUUUUUUACCUCUUUUCCGAUCACAUGACAGCCAAGCAGCUUCCUUUAAUGAGUAGAUUCUUUUUUCAACAGAACUACAACGGCUCUCAAAUCGCCAUGGCCGAUUAGUCAAACAGUCCCAUUUCCUUCACAAUUUACCGUUACGUAUGACACGCGUCGCGCAUCCCUCCACUUGUAUCCCUCUCUCUGCUUUGGAUUCCCCCACUUCUUCUUCUCCUUCCUUUCUCUCUGAUUUCUGCCCAUACUGUCCCAAAAAUUAAACCUUUUUUACCUUUCCAACCCAACACUAAAAAAGGGGAAAGUUCCUCUGCAGUCACCGCUCCACCAAACGACGCACAAACUGUUCCCCUUUCAUCCACUUGCUUGUCUUCAACGGCUAGAAUAUUUCCAUACUCGGUCCUGCCUUGCUAGUCUUCUAGACUGUAAUGGAUUGCCGGAUUACCUAACAAUGCCGCCGGAGAAGAACAAACGACGGCGGAUCCUCCGGUGCUGGAUUGCCCUUCUCUACCUCUUCGUUUUGAUCCUGCUUUCUCCUCGCCGCACGGCGGCGGUGAGGUUCGACUUCUCUACUCUGACUCUAGGAAACCUGAAGCUUCUCGGCGACGCUCACCUCAAGAACGGCAGCAUCCGGCUCUCUCGAGACCUCCCCGUCCCCAAUUCCGGCGCCGGGAGGGCUCUUUUCGCGGAGCCGGUACGCUUCCGCCACCCCACCACCGGCGCCGUACUCCCUUUUUCCACCUCAUUUUCCUUCUCCGUCGUCAACCUCAACCCCUCCUCCAUCGGCGGCGGCCUCGCUUUCCUCCUCACCUCCGACGACCGCGUUCUCGGUGACCCCGGUGGCUUUCUCGGCCUCAUCAGCUCCUCUUCCGCCGGUCCCGCCGUCAUCGCGGUCGAGUUCGACACGCUCAUGGAUGCUGAGUUCGAGGACAUUAAUGAUAACCAUGUCGGCGUGGAUCUCAAUUUCAUGGUCUCUGCUCAGGUUGCCGAUCUGGAUUCCGCCAGCAUUAAUUUGAAGAGCGGCAAGCUCAUAAAUGCGUGGAUUGAAUACGAUCAUGCAGGUGUUCUGCAGGUUUUCGUUUCUUACUCCACCGUUCAGCCAUUGAAUCCCGUCUUAUCGUUUUCCGUCAACCUCGCGCAGUUUAUCGAGGAGUUUAUGUUCGUGGGAUUCUCUGGUUCGACUCAAGGAAGCACCGAGAUCCACAGCAUUGAAAGGUGGAAUUUUUCUUCAUCUCCUUCUUCUCCACCCACGAUUUCUUCUGCUCCGCCGCCCCGACUGUCAUCCCCUAUUUCUCCCCUGUUUUUUCCACCUCCGCCGACCGCCAUGGCUCCAGCCGUCCCCAUCUCUGUUGCGGAGGGGCCGAACAACAGCAGCAUGAAACCCCCAUCAUCUUCUUCGUUCUGCCACAGCAACAACCUAUGCCGCAAGGGCCCCGUGGCGGUGGCUGGCGUGGCUACCGCCGGCGCCUUCUUCAUCGCCGCCUGCGCUGCUUUACUAAUCUGGGCCUUUACCCGAAGAACGAAGCCAGUUAGUCAUAAAUGUGACUUCUUGGAAGCGGAUAUAGUGAAAACUCCCCGUGAAUUCACCUACCGCGAGCUCGCCACCGCCACCCAUGGCUUCAACUCCUGCCGAAUCAUCGGCCACGGCGCUUUCGGCACAGUCUACAAAGGCAUCAUUCCAGAAACCGGCGCAAUGGUGGCCGUCAAGCGUUGCAUCAACGGACCAAAAACCACCGGCGUCGCACAGGGGAGAGCAGAGUUCUUAUCAGAACUAUCGAUCAUCGCAACCCUCCGGCACCGUAACCUCGUCAAGCUCCAAGGCUGGUGCCAGGAAAAAGGAGAGAUUUUGCUAGUCUACGACUACAUGCGGCAUGGCAGUCUCGACAAAGCUCUGUUCGAUUCCUCCACGGCGGCGCUCCCAUGGAUGCACCGGCGAAAGAUCCUCGCCGGCGUGGCCUCCGCGUUAGCUUAUCUCCACCACGAAUGCGAGAGGCAGGUGAUACACAGAGACGUGAAGUCGAGCAACGUGAUGCUCGACGAGGACUACCACCCGCGGCUGGGGGACUUCGGGCUCGCUCGUCAGGUAGAUCACGACCGUUCGCCGGACGCCACCGCGAACGCCGGGACAACGCCGGAAUACCUGCUCACAGGUCGCGCGUCUGAUAAAACAGAUGUUUACAGCUUCGGCGCGCUUGUCUUAGAGGUGGUUUCCGGCCGCCGGCCAAUAGAGACCGGCGGGGGGGCAGGCAGCUUGGUGGAAUGGGUUUGGGGACUUCAUGGGGAGGGGAGAUUGGUGGAAGCUGUGGAUCCGAGAAUAGAGGGAGAGUUUGACGAUAGGGAGAUGAGGAGGGUUUUGCUUGUGGGAUUGGGGUGUUCGAGUCCGGAUCCGGUGAUGCGGCCGGGAAUGAGAAGUGUGGUGCAGAUGCUCGGCGACGAGGCCGAGCCGCCGCACGUGCCGGCGGCGAAGCCGGCAAUGAGCUUGAGCUCUAACCACCAGCUGCUGCUUACUCUACAAGAUAGUGUGUCUGAUUACAACGCCAUUAACGGUCCUAUUUCGUCUUCUUCGUCUUCAUCGUCUCUUACAAGUAUUCUUAGAGGGGGAGGAGGAGGUGGUGGUGGUGCGGAGGAUCGGUUUGUCGCCGGAGGAGGGUGAGCCACCGGGCGGUGUUUUUAUUCAGUGUUGUGUUGUAUAAGAUUAUUUUAACUUAUAAGAUUAUUUAAAA
Phalaenopsis equestris is the source of this 2967-nucleotide messenger RNA. RefSeq names its product L-type lectin-domain containing receptor kinase VIII.2. Gene Ontology annotation, biological process: protein phosphorylation. Lineage: Eukaryota; Viridiplantae; Streptophyta; Magnoliopsida; Asparagales; Orchidaceae. The record is from RefSeq and is a predicted model, not a curated record. Gene Ontology annotation, molecular function: ATP binding; protein kinase activity; carbohydrate binding. Gene Ontology annotation, cellular component: plasma membrane.